UUGUUUUCACUACGGCCGAUGCUUCGAUAAUAAACGAUUUACAAUGAAGUGCCUGGAAUGCUCUGAUGAUACAAGGAAAUAUAAAUGUCCACGGUGCAACAAUUUUUGUUGUUCUUUCGAAUGCUUCAAAAAACACAAAGAUGUUGACUGUACUCCAGCGAAAACGGAAAAUGAAGAAAAGUGCCAGAAAACCGAAAAUGUUAAGAAAACAAUACUUCAGUUCACCACAGAAGACACUGUUGAUCCGGAGAAACUGGAACAAUUAGGCAACAGUGAAGCAUUGAAGGAUCUAUUGAGAAAUCCACACCUACGUGAAUUUAUUCGUGCCGUUGACUCGUCGGAGAAUGCCCGCAAAGCAAUGCGGUAUGCGAUGUUGGAACCACUGUUCAUCGAAUUUGCUGACGAAUGUUUGAAGAUUGUUGAGCCAGAAGAGACCACCAAUACGUGAUUUAGCUUAAGAAAAUAGAAUUUGUAUAGGUUUCAAUUGAAAAAUGUAUCAUAAGUGGACAAAUACAUCAUAAUUGUGAUUAAGCAAAUAUUUAAGACAAAGAAAAUGGAUUAAAAAAGAAAAAGAAAAAUGAAAAAAGAUUGAAACACAACAAUUUUGAAUCAUUUGAAAAAUACGUUAUAAUUUUUAUUUCAUUACAAUUAUUCGCCAAAUAAAUCAGAGAAUUAAACGAAAAA
Messenger RNA from Sitodiplosis mosellana (orange wheat blossom midge), 684 nucleotides. Its product is annotated as zinc finger HIT domain-containing protein 3. Gene Ontology annotation, molecular function: protein binding. The record is from RefSeq and is a predicted model, not a curated record. Gene Ontology annotation, biological process: box C/D snoRNP assembly; snoRNA localization; maturation of LSU-rRNA from tricistronic rRNA transcript (SSU-rRNA, 5.8S rRNA, LSU-rRNA). Gene Ontology annotation, cellular component: nucleus; pre-snoRNP complex. Lineage: Eukaryota; Metazoa; Arthropoda; Insecta; Diptera; Cecidomyiidae. The transcript has 3 exons. Bases 44 to 448 code for a protein of 134 amino acids.